AUGCCUUCUUCCAGUGAUAUUACUAUUUGUCUUAUAUCUCUUUUCGCCUUCACUUUCUUCCUCCAAGCAUCAGCUGAAGUUGCAUCUGACCACCUCGGCUAUUCUUGUAUUAACCAACAAAAUUUCACGGUGGGAACUCAUUAUGAACUCAACCUCAACAAACUCACAGGCCUUCUCGACUACCUAACACAACCCUCGGGCUAUGCUCAAGCUUCCGUAGGCCAGGCAUACGGGCUUGGUUUAUGUCGAGGGGAUGUGUCUUCAUUUGACUGUUUGACAUGCAUUACGAAAGCUGGUAUUGAGGUCCGCAAACUUUGUUCAGGAAACAAAGGGGCUGUUAUAUGGUAUGACUAUUGCAUGUUCAAGUACCUUGAUCAAAAUUUCUUUGGUCAGAUCGAUAAUGGUGUUGCAGUUUUUCUUUUAAAUGUCAAUAAUGCAACUAAUAACCAGACUCUGUUUAAGCAGAGAAACAGUGAGUUAUUGGAUAAGUUAUCAGAAGAGGCUUCUAUUAGUUCAAAACAUUACGCGAGAGGUGAGAUAGUCGUUGAUGUGAAUACUACCAUUUACGGUUUAGCUCAAUGUACAAGAGAUCUUUCAAGCUAUGACUGUAAGAAGUGCCUCGAUGGCCAAAUUUAUAGCGAUUUACCCCUGGAAAGGAUAGGUGGGAGAGUUCUCGAAGGGAGUUGUAAUGUAAGGUUUGAGGUGUACCCCUUUUUGAAGCUCUAA
Messenger RNA from Daucus carota subsp. sativus, 726 nucleotides. Its product is annotated as cysteine-rich repeat secretory protein 38. NCBI's taxonomy places the organism in Eukaryota, Viridiplantae, Streptophyta, Magnoliopsida, Apiales, Apiaceae. The coding region runs from base 1 to 726 and encodes 241 amino acids. The record is from RefSeq and is a predicted model, not a curated record. The transcript has a single exon.